UUGCGGACGGGUGAGGCGCCGGUGACCCGCAUCGACGAUCGCUCGGUCGACGAGCGCAUCCCCAUCACGCUGCUGACGGGCUUCCUCGGUGCCGGCAAGACCACGCUCGUCAACCGGCUCCUCAGCGCGCCCGAUGCCGGCAAGAUCGCGGUCAUCGUCAACGAGUUCGGCGAGAUCGGGAUCGACGGCGACCUGAUUGCCCGCGCCAAUGAGGACAUGCUGGAGCUCACCAACGGCUGCAUCUGCUGCGCGGCCCAGGGCGAUUUGAUGGACGGGCUCAACCGGCUCUUCCUGCGCAAGACCACGGGAAUCGCCGAUCCCUCGCCGCUGGCCCGGCUCUUCUACACCGACAUGAAGCUCGACCUCACCUUCCGCCUCGACGCGGUGCUGACGGUGGUCGACCUGAAGCAUGUGAUUGGCCAGAUCGCGCGCUCGCCGGAGGCGGAGAAGCAAAUCGCCAUUGCCGACAAGUUGAUCUUCAACAAGCGCGACCUGGUGGACGACGCUGAGUUCGCAGACGCCGUGGCGGCGGUCGAGCGCCUCAACCCCUUCUCGGUCAAGGAAGUCACCACCCAUGGGGCGCUGCCCAUCGACCGGCUGCUGGACCUCGACCUCUUCGAGCCCAAGCGGCGGGACGACAUGGUGGGUGCCUGGAUCGGCGCUGACCAGCCGGCCUCCGCCAGUGGAGAGGCUGGCGAUCAUGCCCACGACGAUCAUGUCCAUACGCCGGGCGUCGGCGCCGUUUGCCUGCAGAGCCGCGAGCCGCUGGAGUGGAAUGCGCUGCUCCGCUUCUUCCUCGAUCUGGCGCAGGAGAAGGGCGAGAACCUCUUCCGGGUGAAGGGCAUGGUGCAUUUCCAGAAUGUCGAGAAGCCGGUCAUAUUCCAGGGCGUGCAGGCCACCUUCAGCCCGCCGACCUAUGCGGAAUCGUGGCCGCGCGGCGAAGUCGAGACCCGGAUCGUUGUGAUCGGCCGCGACCUCGAUGCGGCGGAGAUGCAGGCGCGCUUCGCGGCCUGCAUAGCCAGGCGGGAAACCGUGCUCGACCGCGGCCUCGGCGCCAUCUGA
Molecule: messenger RNA, 1062 nt
Organism: Geodia barretti
Lineage: Eukaryota; Metazoa; Porifera; Demospongiae; Tetractinellida; Geodiidae
Source: the annotation of a GenBank genome assembly